Messenger RNA from Morchella importuna, 288 nucleotides. RefSeq lists its product as uncharacterized. Gene Ontology annotation, biological process: translation; ribosomal small subunit assembly. Bases 1 to 288 code for a protein of 95 amino acids. Gene Ontology annotation, cellular component: ribosome; cytosolic small ribosomal subunit. The transcript is spliced from 4 exons. NCBI's taxonomy places the organism in Eukaryota, Fungi, Ascomycota, Pezizomycetes, Pezizales, Morchellaceae. Gene Ontology annotation, molecular function: structural constituent of ribosome; RNA binding. The record is from RefSeq and is a predicted model, not a curated record.
AUGUUUCCAACACGAGCUCUCUUCAAGCGCUCAGUCUGGAAGGGUCCAUUCGUCGUUCAGUUACCAGUCCCUAUGACGGCGCCAAAACCGGGCGAACGUAUGCCGGCGAUCCAAACCCAAGCGAGAAGUUGUACGAUUGUGCCGCACUUUGUAGGUCAUAGGUUUCAAGUGCACAAUGGGAAGACGUACAACGAGUUCACGAUCACCGAGGAUAUGGUGGGACAUAAGCUGGGAGAGUUUUCGCAGACGCGGAAACCAUUCCAGUAUAAGAUGUCGAAGAACAAAUAG